CAUCUUUAACGACGUCCCUUUAACCUCUCCGAUCACUUCACACUAAUUCCACAUUCAACGAAAGCUGUUGCAAGGACGAAGACUGAACUGAUCACAUAUUUAUUUCUCAAACGUCUUUGGUUUUAACUCGAAUCUUAUAUACAGCCCACACCGCUAGCACCCACAUUGGCAUCGUAGUAUCUCUGCCACCUUUUUGGAAAGUACCCAUAUAGCGAGGGGUUGGAUUUUUAUUGGCCUCUUUGGACUGAUCUCGGUCCUGGUGGUUUAGAUACUAUAUACGCGUGUUUGAUUCUAAAUCAUUGCCACUGAGAGAAGUUUUCAAAUGUAAUGGGUGUUACCGGAUUUGUGAAAUUAUGAUACCCCGAGGCCGGAUUUGAUUGGAAAUCGAGGUAAAGAUGCAAUCAAAGUUGAUGGCAUUGGAGGAAGGCAAGGACCCUGCCAGUUCAGUGAGAACAAAUCAAUCUAGGGCUCUGCCUUCGAGAGCCCUCCAAUUUUUCUUGAUAUUUUUGGUUCUGGGUCUUGGGGUUUCUAUUGUUAGCUUGUAUAUGAUUCGAUAUUUCAAAGUUCAGAUUGUUGCUCCGGUUGCAGAUUCCACUCUCAAGGCUUGCUUUGAAGGGCUAACCAAUAUAGAGAGCUGGAUCAGACCUCCAUCAAAUCUGUUGCACACCAUGAAUGACACUGAACUGUUGUGGCGGGCUUCAUCUGUUCCUCGGAUAAAGACUUAUCCAUUCAAGAGAGUUCCCAAGAUUGCCUUCAUGUUCUUGACAAAGGGGCAAUUGCCAAUGGCACCUCUUUGGGAGCGGUUCUUUAAGGGGAAUGAGGAUCUUUACUCGAUCUAUGUUCAUUCAUUGCCAUCUUACAAUGCCAGUUUUACACCAUCCGUUUUUUACAGGAGACAAAUCCCAAGCCAGGUGGCAGAGUGGGGAAGAAUGAGUAUGUGUGAUGCUGAGAGGAGACUCCUAGCUAAUGCUUUGCUUGAUAUCUCAAAUGAAUGGUUUGUCCUCCUUUCGGAGGCAUGCAUUCCUCUCCACAACUUCAGCAUUGUUUAUCGCUACAUAUCAAAAUCCAGGUACAGCUUUAUGGGAUCGAUUGAUGAACCUGGACCUUAUGGGAGAGGGCGCUAUGAUGAGAACAUGGCACCUGAGGUCAACCUCACUGACUGGCGUAAAGGGUAUCAGUGGUUUGAAGUAAAUCGAGAACUUGCAGUUAAGAUAAUCGAAGACACCACUUACUACCCUAAAUUCAAAAAUUUUUGCCAACCGGCAUGCUAUGUGGAUGAACACUACUUCCAGACAAUGCUGAGCAUCCAAACUCCACAUCUUUUGGCAAACAGGAGCCUUACUUAUGUGGACUGGUCAAGAGGUGGUGCUCACCCCGCUACAUUUGGCAAGGCAGAUAUCAAGGAGGAGUUUUUCAAGAAGAUUUUUGAGAGUAAGACAUGCCUUUACAAUAACCAGCCCUUGUCACUUUGUUUCCUUUUUGCAAGAAAGUUUGCCCCAAGUGCUUUGGAUCCUCUAUUGGAAUUAUCCUCCAAAGUUCUAGGCUUCUGAUAAAUGCUCGGCUUUUGAGAUGCAUGUUCUGGUGAAUGUUUGUUGGAGCGUGUAGGUUUAGCUAUGACCUAGAUUAUUAUCUUAGUAGAUCUCAGGCAUAAUAUACAUUACGUAUAUUGAGUUGUCAGUCAACUGUGGAAUUUUUGGAUGCAAGGUUUUUAUGAGAUUUUUUGUUAGUGCUGAGAUCCAUUAAAAAAUGUCUUUGAGUUUUUUUAUAAGUUAUGUUCGAAUUGAAGAAGAUUUUUAGUUA
This is a messenger RNA of Juglans microcarpa x Juglans regia, 1800 nucleotides long. Its product is annotated as glycosyltransferase BC10-like. NCBI's taxonomy places the organism in Eukaryota, Viridiplantae, Streptophyta, Magnoliopsida, Fagales, Juglandaceae. Gene Ontology annotation, molecular function: glycosyltransferase activity. The coding region runs from base 396 to 1550 and encodes 384 amino acids. Gene Ontology annotation, cellular component: membrane. The transcript has 2 exons. The record is from RefSeq and is a predicted model, not a curated record.